Molecule: messenger RNA, 2102 nt
Organism: Marasmius oreades (fairy-ring Marasmius)
Lineage: Eukaryota; Fungi; Basidiomycota; Agaricomycetes; Agaricales; Marasmiaceae
Exons: 11
Coding region: 154-2043 (629 amino acids)
Molecular function (GO): zinc ion binding; metalloendopeptidase activity
Source: RefSeq, a predicted model, not a curated record
GCCGAGAUCUCUCGGUUUGGUAUACCUCUUCUGAGUGGUAAAGAGCUCAACGUUCCAUUAGACUUCUCAAUUUUCCUGAAGAACGAAACAUUCAAUGAAGUGCUUCACCGUUUCGGUUAAGCAUUGCCAAGCGAUGGGAGAACCGGGCGACAUAUGUAUAAAAUCUCACCUCCCUUCCUUGUAGACCAGGUUCCUUUCCCCCUCUUCCUACGAGUCAUGGGAUUUCAAACCUCUCUCUACGUCUCUGUUCUCGCUGGCGUGCUUUGUGCGUCUCUUUCGGAGGCCACUCCCUGGCCUGUAGCCUCCAAACAUGCAACUCAUCGCAAACGACUGAUCGGUCGUGGGGUUGCUUUGGAUAUUUACCAUCCCCCAUCGAAGUUUCAAACCUUCAGGGAAGGGCAAUCUAUGGCUAACGCAGUAUCUUUUGACACUCCCGAGAAACUCAAGUUGAAUGCAAUGACAUGGUUGCAAAACAACUUGCAAGUCGAUUCCUCUAGCCUCGAAUGGACUUCAGGAUCAUGGAGUUCUGAUGGCAUUUCGAGCGCUUAUGUGAAGCAAGCCAAAGACGGUAUUCCUAUUAUCAAUGCUGUGGCCAACGUUGCCUUCAAGGGUAGCAGUGCCAUUAGUUUCGGAAACUCGUUCGUCGACACAUCCAAUAUCGCGUCUUCCACUCCGACGAUCAACAUGAACGAUGCGAUCUCGAAAGCGGAAUCGGUACUCGGUGGUACCCGGAACGAGAUUGAGCCCACGCUCAAUUACCUUGCAAAGCCCGAUGGCUCUGUGUCUCUCGUGCACGCUGUUCAAAUCCAGAACAAUGACACCCAGCUCUUUGUUGAGGCCUAUGUUGAUGCGCAUUUGGGAGAGGUCAUCUCGAUCACCGAUUUUGUUGCUCAUGCGACGUACAAAGUUCUUCCGAUCGACAAAAAGGUUAUACCUGAUGGUCUCGAACUGCUCAAAGACCCGGAAGGUCUCGACGCCUCACCCCUAGGAUGGAACGCUUUUGGAGACACUCAUACCACGGAUACCUCUGGAAACAACGUUAUUACAUUCAAGACCAGCGACGAUCGGACCUCAAUCCUGACCACUUUCGGUCAGGACGAGGACGGUCAGCUGACUUUCGACUUCACCUACGACCAGACUAAAGAUCCUUCCGACCCUAACAACCUCGAUGCUUCCCGUACCAACGCAUUCUACAUCGCUAAUACCUUCCACGACAUCCUUUACCGAUACGGAUUCACCGAGAGCACGUUCAACUUUCAGUUGGACAACUUUGAUAAGGGUGGCCAAGGGAACGACUUUGUCUUGGUGUCCGUCCAGGACUCCGGCGGUCUCAACAACGCCAAUUUCGCCACUCCCCCUGAUGGUCAACUUGCUUUAUGUCGUAUGUUCAUCUGGAACUUGACCCCUAUUGAACAGGACGGUGCUAUGGAGAACAGUAUUCCAAUUCAUGAAAUGACCCACGGUGUUACUAACCGUAUGACUGGAGGUGGAACUGCUCGUUGCUUGCAAACGCUUGCGUCCCAGGGUAUGGGUGAGGGAUGGUCGGAUGCUGUCGCCGACUGGAUGUCACAAACCUCGGCUGCAACUCAGGACUUCGUCCUCGGACAGGGCGUUACCGGUGACCCCGCCGGUAUCCGAAGCAAGCCUUACUCCGUCGACCCAGCUGUAAACCCUCUCAAGUACUCUGAUAUCGCGAAACUCGACGAAGCCCACAAUAUCGGAGAGAUUUGGGCCAACACCCUCCACACCGUUUACGCAGAUCUCGUGGACGCCCUCGGUUUCAGUUCCACCGCCAAGACAGACGCCAACGGCAAAGAGGGAAACGUCGUUUUUCUGAGAACUAUCAUCACCGCGCUUACCCUUCAACCUUGCAACCCGAGCGUACUUGAUGCCCGAGAGGCUAUUAUCCAAGCGGACCAGACCCUCAACAACGGUGCCAAUGAAUGCACUUUGAGAAAGUCAUUCGCCAAGAAGGGCCUUGGAUUGAACGCAACUCCCGAUUUCCAGGACGAUGACACCAUUCCUGAGAAUUGUCGCUAUUAGGGAAACAGACUUUGUAUACCCUUGUGGACUAGACUAACUUUCGCUGGUACUUACACUCA